This is a messenger RNA of Candidozyma auris, 789 nucleotides long. RefSeq lists its product as uncharacterized. Gene Ontology annotation, biological process: carbohydrate transport; transmembrane transport. The transcript has a single exon. Gene Ontology annotation, cellular component: membrane. Bases 1 to 789 code for a protein of 262 amino acids. The record is from RefSeq and is a predicted model, not a curated record. Gene Ontology annotation, molecular function: carbohydrate:proton symporter activity. NCBI's taxonomy places the organism in Eukaryota, Fungi, Ascomycota, Pichiomycetes, Serinales, Metschnikowiaceae.
AUGUUCACCAGGAAACACCUUGUGUACCGCUUGAUUCUCAGCACGGCGUUGUUCAUGAUGCAAAAUGGGUUUGGCAUCAACGCCAUCACUUACUACUCUCCAACCAUCUUCAAGUCUAUAGGCGUCAAUGGCUCCAACAGCACCCUUCUUUCUACGGGGAUCUUCGGUGUUCUCAAAGCAGCAGCGGCGCUUUUCUGGAUCUUCUUCUUGGUGGAUAAAGUUGGCCGCAGAGCAUGUCUCAUCUGGAUAGCCCUCCCGUGCUCCAUCUGUAUGUGGUACAUUGGAGCAUACGUAAAGAUCGAAAACCCAACCGAAAAGCUUGCCAGUGGCGAUACCAGCAGCACCCCAGGCGGUAAAGCUGCCCAGGGUCUCCUCUACAUCUGGACGGUGUUUUACGGAAUGACAUGGAACGGAACGCCGUGGGUGAUCUGCUCGGAGAUCUUCCCUCAAUCUGUGCGUACUGUGGCCCAGGCAGUCAAUGCCUCGUCCAACUGGUUUUGGGCUUUCAUCAUUGGCCACUUCACAGGCCAGGCGAUCGAUGCCAUUGGGUACGGCUACUACUUGUUGUUUGGAGCGUGUUCGGUGGUUUUUCCGGCAGUGGUGUACUUCAUCUAUCCAGAGACCAAGGGUGUGCCGUUGGAGGCCAUAGACUACCUAUUUGAAGUGCCUGCUUGGAGAGCACAAGGACAUGCUUUAAAGCGGUACCGUGCUCACUACAUGGGAGAAGAAGGCGAAGAGAGGGAGAGAUGCUCAGGUCUGAUAGUGGAAAAACAUAGAGAUGGAGUUUAG